ACUUGUCGAUAUCAUCACUACCACGAACCGGAGUGCUCGCGUAGGGUUAGCAAUGGCGUUUCAUCUCAUCUUCCUCUUAGCCAUCACCUUCUGGGCUUCGCUGACCUCGCCGUCCCUGUCACUCACAUGCUCCUCCCAGAAACUUACCUCCGCAGCCGGAAAAUCUCCGUACGCGUCUUGCCUCGACCUCCCGGUGCUCGAUUCGUACCUCCAUUACUCCUACAAUGCCUCCAAUUCCUCUCUCUCCGUCGCCUUCGUCGCUGCUCCGGAGAAAUCCGGAGGUUGGAUCGCUUGGGCGAUCAAUCCGAUGGCGGGUGGAAUGAUCGGAUCUCAGGCCUUCAUCGCCUUCCGAUCUAAAAGCGGUGUCCCCGUCGUGAAGACCUACAACAUAAGCGGUUAUGGCGCCAUCAACGAAGGGAAGCUUUCCUUCGACGCGUGGGAUCUACGCGCCGAGUCGAUAGACGGCGGUGACAAGCUCGCGAUCUUCGCGUCGGUGAAAGUUCCGGCAGGAUCGGAGAAGGUGAACCAGGUGUGGCAGAUCGGCGGGAAGGUCACCAACGGUCAGCCGGAGAAGCACUCGUUUGCUCCACAGAACCUCAACUCGAAAAGCGUGCUGAGAUUCUCCGGUGAAACAGCGUCACCGAGCCCGGCUCCUUCGCCAACCGCCGGCGGCGGGAGCUCAGCCGGAGAGAAAGCGGCAGGAAACACAGGGUCGAGGAAGACGAGCGUAACUAUGAGGGCUAAUUUGGUAAUUUUGGGUUUACUGGGUAUAUUUAUUUUCUAAAUUCUCCGUCUAUUUAUUUUCUACAAUAAUAGCAGGAGCUCGCUCGUGUAUUUUUUCUACAUUUUCAGAUUUUUUUUAUAAUUAGAUUAUGCAAUUACGGUCCAUUAUUAAUC
Molecule: messenger RNA, 897 nt
Organism: Tarenaya hassleriana
Lineage: Eukaryota; Viridiplantae; Streptophyta; Magnoliopsida; Brassicales; Cleomaceae
Product: auxin-induced in root cultures protein 12
Exons: 1
Coding region: 53-784 (243 amino acids)
Source: RefSeq, a predicted model, not a curated record